Durio zibethinus is the source of this 1971-nucleotide messenger RNA. The record is from RefSeq and is a predicted model, not a curated record. NCBI's taxonomy places the organism in Eukaryota, Viridiplantae, Streptophyta, Magnoliopsida, Malvales, Malvaceae.
AUGCAUGAUCCUAAACGUAGACUUGGAAAACUCAAUGAAGAGGAUCAUAAAAAUGAAAUUCAAUUUUCAAUCUUUAUGCUUGGAAUUCUUGAAACAAAUAAAUAUAUGGCUUAUAGCAGAUAUUUUGGUUGGAAACGAGGAGGCUUUAUGGUGAAUAAAGAGACCAAAGCGCGGUCAAAUGAUGCGCAUUUUCAGAUCCAGUUAAAGCAUGAUAGAAUAUCAAAUUGGGCUAAAACUAGAAAAUUGGAAUUCCCAAAACCUCCUCCUCUUCCCUCGUACCCUCUCUUAUCCCUCUACGCCUUCAUCCACCGUCUCGGAGCCGAGCUCGCCACCCGCCUCCACCACACUAACCGUCUAUCCAGUAUCUUUGCCAUCGGUUUCUCCCCGCAGGCGACUAUCCUCCAUCGUCCUGUCUUUGCGUCGGUUUCUCAGCCGACAGCUGCGGCAGCUGCCACCUCGAGUCUUGAACAUGUUGCUAAAACACUAGCCGGAACCGCCGUGUAUACAGUUAGCAACUCCAACAAUGAGUUCGUGCUUAUCUAUGAUCCCAAUGGAAUCAAGUCUAUUGGCUUCCUUUGCUUUCGCCAAGAAGACGCCGAGGCAUUUCUCGCUCAGGUUCGGUUACGGAGAAGAGAGCUGAGAAGUAAUGCUAAAGUAGUGCCGAUCACACUUGAUCAGUCUGACCUUCUUGUUAUGAGGAAGAAAAACAAGCGCUUCUGCCCAAUAUAUUUCAAUAAGGAAGAUAUAGAAAAAGAACUUUCAAAGGUUUCGAGGGCAUCAAGAGGAACCAGUGCUUCUCAACAUAUCAUGGUGUCAUAUGUAGGAAGCUUGGAAGAUGUUCUGAAGAAAAUGGAGAUGAGUGAGAAAAACUGGGGCUGGGAUGAUGUAAUAUUCAUUCCACCUGGUAAAAGCUAUUCUCAACACAUCCAAGAUGUGAUGAAAGUAUGAAGCUGUAUGCAUGUUACUUCCGACUGUCCAUUUGAUAGCAUCAAAAGUGCAAUUACUUCAACUCGAAGCCCUUGAAUUCGAAUUUGGGAUGGGAGAUAUAGGAUUUUUACGUCAUAGAAGCAGGCUACCCUCCAUUUGUGUAGUCCAAGAUCCAGUGGGUUCUCCAAAUGUUAACUAAAAAGAAAAGAGAAAAGGUAAACAGAAACUCUAGUAGCUGUGGUCAUUGAUAUGCAUCUAUACUUUUGAACGAGUUAAUAGCCAAGAGUGAGGAAACGUGGAAACGAUUUUGGUUGAUAUACCGCAACUACUAGUUAGAAUUGAUUGUCUCUCGACUUUUAGUUAUAAAUAUUGCAUUUCUUCAUCAUCAAGAAAGAAUGUUAAGAAAAAGCAACGGAGAAUUUAUUUGCAUAUUGUUUUCAUAAAAUGACUCUUAAUUCCCACAUAAAUCAACUACAAGUAACCCAUAUAUGAUGCAAAGAAAGAAAGACCCCACUGUUUCUAAUUCCUUUCAUGCCUUUUCCCCUUCUAUCCCUUUUGAUUUGUUGGUCUUAAGUACUCAUGCUUCAGGAUCAGGGACGGCUUGGUCUCGAAAAGAAAAUAGCACACACGUCUAAUAUAUCAAGAAUAGACAACCGCUUAUUGGUCUACUUUUUGGAUUUCCAAUCCGUUAAAUAUUUGAUUCAAUACCUGUUCAAAGGAUAAAGUCCGAAUUUCAUUUUUAUUUAAAUCAAGAAAAUAUUCGGGCCUCAAACGCCAGUUUGUAAUUAUCAACAACUGACAUUCGGGGCAAAAUCUUGAUAGUUUACCUUUCAUUUGGCUUUGGUCGUGUACUAAGCUGCCUUUAAAAUCAUUUCGGAUGAGUUGUGAUAACACCGAUGGCCGACCUACAUCCUGAUUAAAUCAUCAUGGAUCAUUUAAUUAUUGAUUUAUUGAAUAAACAAGAUAUUGGUGGAACCUGGCAUAUAUUUCAAUAACGGCUAAACGAGACAUUUCCAAUUGCAUGUAGGAAGUUGACAGGGCAAC